Molecule: messenger RNA, 1656 nt
Organism: Melanotaenia boesemani (Boeseman's rainbowfish)
Lineage: Eukaryota; Metazoa; Chordata; Actinopteri; Atheriniformes; Melanotaeniidae
Gene: msmo1
Product: methylsterol monooxygenase 1
Exons: 6
Coding region: 109-984 (291 amino acids)
Biological process (GO): sterol biosynthetic process
Molecular function (GO): iron ion binding; C-4 methylsterol oxidase activity
Source: RefSeq, a predicted model, not a curated record
ACCAAUAUUACUGCACUUCACCCGCUCUGCCGCCUCUCACUCAGGUAGACGGGACCGGACUGCGGAAAGUCUUCUCUCCAGACCCGAAGUCAUUUUGCAUCCUCCAUCAUGGCUGUGAAUGGCACAGCACACAUACUGAGCUCUGCCUAUCUUGCGGCAGAGUAUGUUGAUGCUGUGCUACCAGAAAACCCCUUCCAACCCUCCCUAAAACAUGCCUGGAACUACAUGCUGGAUAACUACACCAAGUUCCAGAUUGCCACCUGGGGGUCCCUCAUUGUCCAUGAGUUCAUCUACUUCCUGUUCUGCUUGCCUGGUUUCAUCUUCCAGUUCAUGCCUUUCAUGCAGAAAUACAAGAUUCAGCAGGACAAGCCAGAGACCUGGGAGAAACAGUGGAGAUGUUUCAAGAUGCUGCUUUUCAACCAUUUUUGCAUCCAGCUGCCUUUGAUCUGUGGCACAUACUACUUCACUGAAUAUUUCAACAUCCCAUAUGACUGGGACUCUAUGCCACGCUGGCCGUACCUCCUAGUCCAGUGCUUUGGCUGUGCUGUCGUUGAGGACGCAUGGCAUUACUUCCUCCAUCGCCUGCUGCAUCACAGACGCAUCUACAAAUACAUCCACAAAGUCCACCAUGAGUUUACUGCUCCAUUUGGCAUGCAGGCAGAAUACGCUCAUCCUGCUGAGACGAUCAUCCUUGGAGCCGGUUUCUUUAUUGGCAUCAUGAUCUUCUGUAAUCAUGUGUUCUUACUUUGGGCCUGGGUAGCCUUCCGUCUGCUGGAAACCAUCGAUGUCCACAGUGGUUAUGACAUCCCUCUGAACCCGCUCCACUUGAUCCCUUUCUAUGCCGGUGCCCGUUUCCACGACUUCCAUCACAUGAACUUUGUUGGGAACUACGCAUCCACCUUCACCUGGUGGGAUAAGCUGCUGAACACUGACAAUCAGUACAACAAGUACAUGCAGAAACAAGGAGACAAGAAGGAGCAAUAAACUACCUGAGCCUCCUCACAGCCAGAGGGAGGAAAACACAAACAGCACUGCUUUUCUUCUCUGCACACUUACUGCAUUUAGAGUAAAAGUGUGCAAAAAAUGAAUCAGCACUGCUGGACUGCAGUGUGACUUCAGUCCACUCUUUUUGCCUUAAAGAAAAAGUUUGUCUGCUUUUGUCAACAGUGGUUGUUUCAAUAAAACUCAUCAACAUCCUCAUUUUUGCUUUGCUUUUCAUGAAAUGGAAAAAAAAGUAGAAAAAUGCACAUCAUAUUACUUGUGAAAUGCGUCUGUUCACCUCUGAAUGUUUCAGCACUUUAGCACUUCCUCUUGAGAUGGCCUAGCUUGCUGCAGUUGAAGCUGCAGUGAAGUGGAAAUUGUCUAAAUUUGUACCAAAUUCUGAAAUAAGUCAAGUAUGUUUGAAACCAACUAAUGUAAACUUUGGAUAAAAAGGGAAUUGGCUCAUAUGGCCCUCCCAGGCUCUUUUUAUGAUUGUAAGAAAUAAUCAAAUUUAGAGGAAAAAAACACCAUAUUCUGUUUCUUCUGUAUUUAUCAUAUCGAAAUAAAAUAUGUAAAAACUGUAAUUAGAAGUUUGAUUUUACAGCACUUUUCUUUGCAUUUGGUCAGACUGGAUCAAGAUGUGUUCAAAUGAAUUAAAAAGGUAUUUUCUGGUAA